AUGGCAAGAGUGAGAGGAGGAAAACAUAUCAAGGCAGACGACGAAGGAGAGAGAAUCCGAGAGAAAGGAAAAAGUUCGGAAUCUGAUGCGGAUUAUGAAGAAGAAGACGAUUAUGUGGAAGAAGACGACGAAGACUUUGAAGUUUUUGAGACUGAUGGGUUUAUUGUCGACUACGCUGAAAAUGAAGAAGAUGAUACAGACGAAGAAAGUCGAAAACAAGCACAACAGAAGAAAAAGAGGAAAUCAUCGAAAACCAUUGUUCUUGAUGAUGAGGAUCUUGAGUUAAUUCGUGAGAACAAGAGCGUCAAUCCGGAAAUAUUGAGAGAUGGAAAAAUGAAGAGGCUUAGGAAGGCAGGGUUAGACUCUGAGUUUAUGGAAUAUUCUUCCGAUGACGGAGGAUCAUUCUUUGAUGAUAUUGCUGAAGAUGAGUCUAACCAGGAUGACAUGGCAGAUUUUAUAGUGGAUGAAGAGGUUGCCAUCCGCGGGAAGAGAAAUUCUCGCAGACAAAAAAUGUUGAACCGUACAGAAGUCAAACGGCGCUUUGGCAAGGAAAGUCGGUUGGAAAAGCACAUCGGGAAUGAUCAAAAUCAGUCUACUACGUCUGAUGAUUCUAACAAGCAUAAAUUGUUCAUCCCUACUUAUACGUAUGUGGCUGGAGAGGAUGAUGAUACAGAUAUACCUGAGAGGAUGCAGAUGAUUCAGGACCUGGUAGGAUCUGCAAUUGACAGAAUGAGUCUAGAAGAAGAGUGUUCUUGGAUACUCUGUCAACUAGAAUCCAACAUAAAUCCAUUAUUUAGUGAGGCUAACUCCUGCAGACUAGUCGAUACGGCAAAAAGGGACGAUAUUCUUAGUUUCUUGGAAUUACAUCAUACAAUGAUAUAUGAUAUUCCAUUUAUUGCAAUGUACCGGAAGGAACAAUGCCUUAGUCUUCUAGAAGAUCCAAAAUCGAAUGAUGAAUCAGAAAAUGUAUGUUUGAAAUGGCACAAGAUGCUCUGGAUAGUACAUAAAUUGGAUAAAAAGUGGUUGCUUCUUCAGAAACGGAAGAACCUGCUCAUGGAAUACUACAACAAACAUUUUGAGGAGGAACAUCAACUGUCUUUCCUUGUUGAAGAAUCCAUUUUUCAUAAGCAGAUUUUUGAUUCAAUCACCAAUAUGCUCAAGAAUGCUGAAACAGAGACUGAGGUUGAUGAUAUUGAUAAAAAGUUUAAUUUGCAUUUUCCUCCUGCUGAGGAGCUUUUUGAUGGCGGUUUUAGAAGGCCUAUGACGAAAUCAUUCUAUUACAAUUGCAAUAAGGCAGGGCUUGGGUCACUCGCAAGUAAAUUUGGCAAUCCUGAGAAAUUCAGUGCUCUAGUUACUCUUUCUCAAGUGGGAACAAACACAGAAGAAGAUCCACAGGAAUCUCCAGAGGAGAUUGCUUCAAUGUUCAAGUGUGGAACCUUUCAAACUUCAGAAGCUGUACUUAAAGGGGCCAGACACAUGGCAGCAGUGAUGUUAAGCAGUGAGAUUCCUUUGAGGAAAUACAUGCGCAAAAUAUUUAUGGACAACGCUUUAGUUUCAACUAACCCUACACUAGAAGGAAAUAUAACUAUAGAUUCCUGUCAUGAAUUUGCUGGUGUGAAGUGGUUGCGGGAAAAACCUCUCCCGAAGUUUGAGGAUUCCCAGUGGCUAUUAAUUCAGAAGGCUGAAGAAGAGAAGCUUCUUCAAGUUAAAAUACAAUUGCCUGAUCAUACCAUAAAUGAAUUGACAAUGACCGGUAAUGAUGCCUUUCUCAAAGAUAGUGAAGGAACAUCUACAAGGCUUUGGAAUGAACAGCGUAAAUUAAUCCUGCAGGAUGCCAUUUCAAACUUCAUUUUGCCUUCUAUGGAGAAGGAAGCACGGGAAUUGUUAAAUGCCAAGGCUAAGAACUGGGUAUUGAUGAAUUAUGCAAUGCAAUUGUGGAACAGAGUCUCUGUGGCACCGUAUUUGAAUGAUGUAAGUGGCACUGUACAGCAGAAGGGAGUAAUGGCUUGUUGUUGGGGAAAUGGAAAGCCAGGUACAACAUUUGUCAUGUUGGACUCUGGAGGAAAAUUGGUUGAUGUGAUCCAUGCUCGGUCGCUUACACUACGAUCUCACAAAAUCAUUGACCAGCAGAGCAGGAAAAAUGAUCAACAGUGUUUGCUCAGGUUCUUAACAACAUAUCAACCACAAGUUAUUGUGAUAGGAGCAGCUAAUGCGUCCUGUUUAAGGUUGAGGGAGGACAUCAAUGAGAUUAUUUCCAAGAUCUCAGAGCAGAAUUCUCAAAACCUCAGUCAAGGAAUGAAAGUAAUACCAAAGGUUGUAUUAGGGGAGGAAGGCUUGCCUCGUCUUUAUGAAGAUUCGGAAAUUUCCACUAGCCAGCUUCCAAGACAACACGGCAUUGUCAGGAGAGCUGUGGCUCUUGGACGUUACCUUCUAAACCCACUGGCUAUGGUGGCAACGCUAUGUGGAGUGAAAAAUGAGAUUGUAUCUUGGAAGUUGAAUCCCCUGGAGAAAUUCCUAACAAGUGACGAGAAGUUAGAGAUAAUUGAAUGGAUCAUGACAGAUGUUACAAAUCAAGUAGGCAUAGACAUAAAUUUGGCUGUCAGACAUGACUGGCUGUUGGCUCCUUUGCAGUUUGUUUCUGGUCUUGGACCAAAGAAAGCUGGUAUUUUGUGUAGAGAAUUACUUGGGGGUGUUGAUGUGAGAAAUAGAAGGGAUUUUGCUAAAUUUGCGCUGAACACAGAGAAGGUUUUCUGCAAUGCCGUCGGCUUUUUACGUGUUUCUUGCGAUGAUGUCGCUGACAAUACUCUGGACCGUACAAGAAUUCAUCCAGAGUCGUACAAUCUUUCUGAAGAAUUCGCAAGAGCUGUUUACAGUAAACUUGUUCUGGAAAAUCCGGAAGCUAAUGUUUCUGAAGUGCAUGCAAUUGAAUGUAUUCAAAAUGAUCCAGAACUGCUCAAGAAUUUUGAUUUAAAUGAAUAUGCUGAUAGAUUGGAAAUAGAAAACGGAGAAUACAAAAGGUUUACCCUUUUUGACAUAAAGAUGGAAUUACUCCAUGGUUUUAAAGAUCCUAGAAGGCCUUAUGCGGAACCAACUCAAGAUGAGGAGUUCUAUAUGAUAACUGGAGAAACUGGGGAUGUGUUAAUAGAAGGAAAAAGAGUUCAGGCAACAGUUUAUAAGGUUCUACCUCAACUGGCAUUUUGUGUCCUUCCCUCCGGAAUGGCUGGAGUACUUUUUAAGGACGACUUUUCAGAUGAAACUGAACAUAUCUCAUUAACAGAAAAAUUGUGUGAAGGUGCUGUGCUGGCUUGCAGAAUCAAACUAGUUGAUACGAGCAGAUGCCGGGUCAAUCUGACUUGUAAGAUGAGUGAGUUGAAGAAGGACGGCUACCAAAGAUUCCAAGACAUGGAUCCUUAUUACCAUCCCAUUUCAAUAAGUCAACUGGAGGGAACAGACAAGAUGGAGCUUGGAAAUAAACAUUUCAUGCCCAGGAUGAUUUCUCACCCUAAAUUUCAAAAUAUAACUGCAGACCAAGCCAAACAGUUCCUUGCAGAUCAGGAAGUUGGAGAAUAUAUCUUUCACCCAAGUUCAAGGGGUCUAUGUUAUUUGACCCUAUCUCUUGAAAUUUGUAACGGUGUUUAUGUCCACAAAGACAUCGUGGAAGGUGGAAAGAGUCAAGAUUUAAAAAACUUGCCUAAACUUGGAGGGACAUUAAAAAUAGGACAGGAAACAUUUGAGGACAUAAAUCAGGUUAUUGAACAUUAUGUCAACCCAUUGGUAGUUCAUCUGAAAGCUAUGCUUAAUUUCCGAAAAUUUAAGAAUGGCACAAAAACUGAGGUUGAUGAACUGUUAAAACAUGAGAAAGACGAAUAUCCGAACCGGAUACCAUAUGGCUUUGGCAUUUCGUACGAGCAUCCUGGCACUUUCAUCUUGUCUUACAUUAGAACUACAAAUCCACAUCAUGAGUUUGUGGCUAUCCAUCCAAAAGGGUUCAAGUUUAGGAAACAAAUAUUUGAAAAUAUUGAGCUGCUGGUGGCAUAUUUUCAAAAUCAUAUCAAUGAUAAUGUUGCGGCAGCAAAAUCCAGGAUAAAAGUUGGUUCAGUUAGUGAGUCCGAGUAUGGAGAAUGGAGAAACAACAACGUAGGUCAGCGCUCUGAAUCAAAAGCGUACAUUGAUGGUCGGGGUGGUCGGGGUGGUCGAGCUCGUGGUCCUCAUCGUGGCCGUGGAGACAAUGGACGUGGAUUUGGCCCUAGAUCUGGCUCUAGUGAUGAUUAUGCUGAUGAUUCCUUUGCUGGAGGCAAGAGUUGGGAGGUGAGGGGUUCUGGUGAUGGCAAUGGUGGGAGACAAGGUAGGGGUAGGGGUAGGGGAAGAGGAAGAGGAAGAGGAGGCAGAGGAAGCCAAGGUGAUGGACAAGGACGUGUUCCUUGGGGUGGAAAUAGUAAUGAGAGUGGAAAUCAUGCAAAUGAUGGUGGUUUGGAACAUGGUCAGGAAGAAGGAAGAGGACGAGGAAGAGGGAGAGGGAGAGGACGGGGGAGAGGAAGGAGGGGAAGCCCAGGUAGUAAUGACCAAGGACGUGGUCGUUGGGGUGAAAAUAAUAACCAUAUGGAUAGUGGUUGGGGACAAGGUCCUGAUCCAGGAAGAGGAUGGAGUGGAAGCCAAAGUAGUGGCCAAGGAAGUGGUGGCUGGGGUGGAAAUAACCAUGAGAGUAAGAACCAUGCAGAUUGGGGACAAGGUUCUGACCAAGGAAGAGGAUGGAGUGGAAGCCAAGGUAAUGAUGGUCAAGGAUGUGGUGGUUGGGGUGGAAAUAACAAUGAGAGUAAGAACCAUGCAGAUGGUGACUACAAUGGUGAAGGAAGAGGACGAGGAAGAGGGAGAGGAAGGAGGGGAAGCUCUGGUAGUAAUGACCAAGGACGUGGUGGUUGGGGACUAGGUCCUGAUCAAGGAAGAGGAUGGAGUGGAAGCCAAGGUGGUGGUUGGGGUGGAAAUAGCCAUGAGAGUAAGAACAAUGCAGAUGGUGACUACAGUGAUGCCAAUAAGGAUUGGGGACAAGGUCCUGAUCAAGGAAGAGGAUGGAGUGGAAGCCAAGGUAAUGGGCAAGGACGUGAUGGUUGGGGUGGUAAGAACCAUGCAGAUGGUGACUGCAGUGAUGCCAAUAAGGACUGGGGACAAGGCCCUGAUCAAGGAAGAGGAUGGAGUGGAAGCCAAGGUAAUGGGCAAGGACGUGGUGGUUGGGGUGGUAAGAACCAUGCAGAUGGUGACUACAGUGAUGCCAAUAAGGAUUGGGGACAAGGCCCUGAUCAAGGAAGAGGAUGGAGUGGAAGCCAAGGUAAUGGGCAAGGACGUGGUGGUUGGGGUGGUAAGAACCAUGCAGAUGGUAACUACAGUGAUGCCAAUAAGGAUUGGGGACAAGGUCUUGAUCAAGGAAGAGGAAGCCAAGGUAAUGGGCAAGGACGUGGUGGUUGGGGUGGAAAUAACCAUGAGAGUAAGAACCGUGCAGUUGGUGACUACAUCGAUGUCAAUAAGGAUAGUUGUUGGGAACAAGGUUCUGACCAAGGAAGAGGAUGGAGUGGAAGCCAAGGUAAUGGCCAAAGGCGUGGUCUUUGGGGUGUAAACAACUCAAAAGAAGAGAGGGACGAAGACAUCAGAGGUUGGGAACGAGGUGAUGGUGGAUCUGGAAAUGAGAACAUAGGCUGGGGGAAGAAUACAGCUCCUUCUGGUGAUGGAGGUAGUUGGGGAGGGACAGGGGGUAAAAAAAGAAUUAAUCCCUCUGUUUCUCUUGGAGUCAUCAGUGGCCACUCACUGGCACCAACUAUUGACGUCAUUAUAUGGCCCCACCUAAAGAACUCUGAGCAAAAGAUGGGGUUUGAACCAUUGAAUUGGUACUGCCAGCCAGAAGAAAACAGCAUUUGGGAUAAAACAGUGGAUAGUGCUUUUGGCUCCUAUACACCUUGUGCAAUUAAUACUCUUGUUAUCUCCAUUUCCAAUUUGGUUCUUCUAGGCCUGUGCUUGUAUCGGAUAUGGCUAAUCACUUGCAAUUCUAAGGCUCAGAGGUUUUGUUUGAGAUCAAGUUACUAUAACUAUCUUCUAGGAAUGUUGGCUGCUUAUUGUGCUGCUCAACCUUUGUUGAGAUUGUUAAGUGGAAAAUCAGCUUUCAACCUCAGUGGGGAAACCGGCUUCGCUCCUUUUGAGAUAGCGACACUGGUUGUUGAAACACUUACUUGGAGCUUAAUGAUAACUCUUCUCCUGUUGGAAACAAAGGUUUAUAUCAGAAAUUUUAGAUGGUUGGUGCGGUGUGGAGUUAUAUAUGUUUUGGUGGGAGAUAUUGUAAUGCUUGACCUUCUUCUAUCAGUGAAAGAUUAUUGCAACAGAUCUGCUCUGUUUCUGUACAUUAGCAGUGUCAUCUGCCAGGUGUUGUUUGGUGCCUUACUUUUUGUUUAUAUUCCUAAUUUGGUUCCUUAUUCUGAUCCCACAACAAUGCAAACUGAUCCACCUGACCAUGGUGAAUAUGAACCUCUUUGUGAAGAAGAUCGAGUUUUCCCCGAGAGGCAAGCCAAUGUAUUCUCUAGUGAGUAG
Messenger RNA from Sphenostylis stenocarpa, 6570 nucleotides. Lineage: Eukaryota; Viridiplantae; Streptophyta; Magnoliopsida; Fabales; Fabaceae. The record is from the annotation of a GenBank genome assembly.